AUGGACGAGGUGAGCGCGCCGUCGGCCACGACCACCACAGCAUCGACCACCAGACGGAAGACCAGGAUGGGCUGCGGCGAGGAAAAUGGCGCGACGCUAGAGAUGCUCGACGGAUUGGUAGAAGACGACGCUCAGCGAGCCGAUCCGCGGAGGAGGAGGCAGGCGACUGCUAAGAGGCAACGCAUAGAGAAGCCGGUCGCCAAGAAGAAGCAAGGAGAAAACGAAGACGGCGACGGAGCGGAGGAAGAACAGGAAGAUGAGGAGGAAGAGGAGAUCGGACACAGCCUCCACCUGAGCGGUGGCGGCAACGGUGGCGACGGCGGCCGGAAGCGGCAGAAGCGUGCGAAAAACGUGCUCAACUUCAUAUCCUACGUGCCGCCCGCGCCGGCACCCAGCCGCAAGAAGAACCUCCACACCGCACCCCGCCUCCUCGCUUGGUUGCGGGAAAACUUCGAAGCGGUGCGCGGGACGUCGCUGGCCAAGGACGAGGUCUACGGCGAGUACCUGACCUUCUGCCAGGCCGACGGCAAGGAUCCCAUGCUUCCUUCCAUGUUCGGCAAGAUGGUCCACCGCGCCUUCCCCGGACUCAAGAGCUCCCGCACCGGCGCCAAGGGCAAGGCGAAGCAUUGCUACAAGGGAUUCCGCGUGCGUGCACCGGGCGGCAAGCCCAGGAUGACGGUCUCCAGCACGGUCUGCGACGAUGAAGAAGAGGAGGAAAUCGUGGAAGAAGCCGAGUGUGACGAUGACGAGGAGUUGUCGUCGACUCGCUCUUCUAGCACCACGAUGCCGUCGUCGUCAUCAUCGUCGAUGCGCCCCACUACCAUUCCCUCGGGCUCGUCCUCUUCCUCUUCUCCCUGUUCAUCUCCCGACCGAGCCAACAGACCCGCGCUAGGGCGCCGUCAAGUGUCGCCCGGCGGCGGUCGGCUCAACUCAUCAUCGCCCAGCGACGGCUACUUCUCAUCGCCGGCAUCGGGCGCGGCCCACCUGGGGCGCAUCGCGUCGUCACCGUCGCCGCUCACCGGCUGCGCGCCGUCGCCUCCCUUCGCCCCGUACCUGAUCCAGCAUCAUCAGCGCGUUCUCGGCGAGCCGCAUUCGUUCCUCGACAUGCUCCAGACGCCGUCAGUGCCGGCCGACUACUCACUCCAGCACCAGCCGCCACCGCACCCUCAGCACAGUCUCCAUCACCACCAACUUAUGCGCUCGCACCACGUAGGACCGCUGCAGCGCCCGACCCACCACCAGCUCCAGCGCCAGCACUCGGGUCAGCCGCCGACGCAGAAGUACCCGCCGCACCACCCGGCCUCGGGCAUGCCCCUCCCGCACGCCUACUCGCCCAGCUUCCCCUACGUCCCACCGCACUACAUUAGCCCGCCCACCCCGACCGGCAAGUCCUCGCCGUCGCCGCCCUCCGCCACCGCCCAGCAACCGCCGGCACCGGCCAACUGCUCCUCGACCCAGCAGCCGCAGCAACAGACACUGUCGCCGGCCCAGCAGUCGCAGCAGCAGCAGGAGGACCAGGCUGGACCGGCUUCGCCGAUCGACUGCGUGCCGUCGCCGACGUCAGAGUUCUUCUUCCCGCCCUACAUCAGCCCGCUGUCCGUGCCGCUGCCCUUCCUGCCCUCCUUCUCCUUCUCACUGCCGCCAGUCACUCCGCCAUCUUCGUCGUCGUCGGGAGGCGCCGGCCGCGGGUCUGUCAAGGGCACCGAUCAUCGCGACAUCGACGACCUGGGGCGCGACGGCUAUCACUCGUACUCAGACUCGUCGUCGACUGCGUCUUCCGCGUCGUCGUCGCCCGCGCACGACGCCAGCCUCUGCUACGAACGAGAGCACACCGCCUACGCGCAGCCUGAGGAUGGCGGGUUUCGAAUGCUCCAGCAGCACUACCAGCAGCCUCUGCCGCAGCAGCAGCGACAUCAACUCCAGCAGCAGCAGCGACAUCAGCAGCAGGGCUAUCCUCCGGACCCGCCCCAGGAGCAGCCAAAUAACGGCCACCGCAACUGA
Acanthamoeba castellanii str. Neff is the source of this 2001-nucleotide messenger RNA. RefSeq names its product RFX DNAbinding domain containing protein. NCBI's taxonomy places the organism in Eukaryota, Discosea, Longamoebia, Acanthamoebidae. The transcript is spliced from 3 exons. Bases 1 to 2001 code for a protein of 666 amino acids. The record is from RefSeq and is a predicted model, not a curated record. Gene Ontology annotation, biological process: regulation of transcription by RNA polymerase II. Gene Ontology annotation, molecular function: RNA polymerase II cis-regulatory region sequence-specific DNA binding; DNA-binding transcription factor activity, RNA polymerase II-specific.